This is a messenger RNA of Chara braunii, 703 nucleotides long. NCBI's taxonomy places the organism in Eukaryota, Viridiplantae, Streptophyta, Charophyceae, Charales, Characeae. The record is from the annotation of a GenBank genome assembly.
GUGUGGAAGUGAUCUGGGUAUAUGUGGGGAGGAUGGAAGUGGUAGUGGAUGAAGUCAUGAGAGGUUUUGACUGAGGGGGGAUGGUUGACGACUGCGUGACGGUGAGGGUUGUCAUCUUGUGCGAUGGGGUGACCGUGGUGGAGGUGGUGGUGGAUGCAGGCAGGGGUGUGGAUGAUGUGCUGGCGGGGGGGGCAGUGGAUGUGGACGGGGAGGGAAGUGGUGUGGAUGUAGUUUGGGGAGAGAUUGUUGUGACGACCAUGAUGGCGGGGAUGUUUCCUUCAAUGGCAGUGACGCGGUUAGAGAUAGUAGAGAUGGCGGUCUUUAUGUCGGUGAUGGAGGUGUUUACGAGGGAGAUGGACGAUUGGAGGGAUUUCAUCAUUUGGAGUAGGGCCGCAAAGUCGGGCGUUGCUGUCAACGGAGUCGGUGUGGAUGGCGGACAUGUCAAUGCCGGAUUCCAUGGUGGGGAGGAAGUGGCGGAUGAGGUAGCAGCGGCAGCCGAGGUGGUAGCAGCAGAUGAGGUGGAGGCAACUGCAGUUGCAGCAGCGUUAGCAAUGACAGCAGCGGCGGCGGCGGCGGCAGCGUCUUGAGAGUUCCUGAUUGUGCGUGUCAUGCCCGGGGGGGUUCCUAUUUACAAGGGUAGAACAACAUCAAUUCAAAGAAGAAUUUUGCAAAACAAGAAUUAAAAUAAAUUAAUUCCGAUUCG